AUGGCAUUCUCAAAUCUAGCAGUUAUCCUGGCAACGAUGCUGGUGAAUGGCUCUCAAGCCUUUGCCCCUCCGAAAAUGGCCGUCAUCCGCCCCACCAAGUUGAUGGCUGGAGGCUUUGAAUGGGAAGAUCCCACCGAACAAUUUGAUCAAGGCGUGGAUAACCCUUUCAAGAACCCAGGAUUGAUGGAUGGAGAAGAAGGAAUGAAGGUUGAUCCUGCUAGAUUGCUGGGACCACGAUUGAAUGGCUCCAACCUCUAUUUUGUGGGUAUGAUGGGGAGUGGAAAAUCAUCAGUUGGAGACGUUGUGGCACGAAGAAUGGGGACUUACAACUUUUUGGACACGGAUGGUAUCAUCGAAAAGGCCACUGGAAUGAGCAUUCCAGAAAUUUUCGACGCAGAAGGUGAAGAAGGAUUCCGAGAAGUGGAAUCUCAAAUCUUGGAUUCAGUUCAUUCCUAUGUCCGAUGUGUCGUUAGUACGGGAGGUGGCCUAGUGUGCAAGCAAACUAACUGGUCCAAGCUGCAAACAGGGAUUGUCAUUUGGCUCGAUGUUGAGCCAGAGAUUAUUAUUAAGCGCGUGGAGGGAACUGACCGACCGCUGUUGCAAACCGAGGAUCCUCUUCAAAAGUUGAAUGAUCUUUUGGAAGAACGAAAGGAUAAAUACAGCCAAGCAGAUCUUCGAAUUGAAAUCACAGAAGAUAUGGACGAAGAAGAAGUAGCUCAAGCGGUUGUCCGUGAUUUGCAUGACUUUAUUGACGAGAAUCCACCAGCGUGGAAGAUUGCAAAGCAAAAGGCACAAUCAGAUGGUCUGGAUUGGGUUCAAUAA
This is a messenger RNA of Cylindrotheca closterium, 822 nucleotides long. The record is from the annotation of a GenBank genome assembly. NCBI's taxonomy places the organism in Eukaryota, Bacillariophyta, Bacillariophyceae, Bacillariales, Bacillariaceae.